CGAAAAUUUUCUUCAUUUCCUCUCGAACCUCGAUUAGAAGCGCAUCAAAAUUUUUCAUUUCGGGAAGUUUCCUUAGGUGUUGUACGAAAUUGGAAGCACCGUUUUUCUUGAAGAAAUCUCAAUUGGAUCCGCAAAAUUCACCGAACCGAAAUCUUAACUGAAAAUGAUCGUAUGGCGAAGCUUGAUGAAACCGGCCGUUGCGAAGCCGUUUGGAGGACUCCUGCACCGAAACUAUGCCCAGGCCUUGAUCGAUAAGUGCGCAAGUCCACCGUCAAAAGGGUUGAUUCUGGGCAUCUAUGCCGAUGAAGAGGAUGCUUUCGACACCGGAACUCUGACUCCGGCCGGAGCCAGAUAUAACGAGGCUCAAACUAACGGUCGUUUGCUGGAGCUGGUCCGUCUGGCUGGCCCCAUCCCAAAGCGAGGCGAGGUCCGCGUGUUCUACGAUUUGGAACCCACUUUCAAGGCGGUUGCGGUUUGUGGACUUGGAAGCGAUUGCCUCGGGUACAACUCGGCGGAAAAGUUGGACGAAUCCAAGGAAGCAAUUCGGAAUGCCGUUGCCAGCGGGUGCCGCGAACUGCAGAAGCUGGAGACCAACUUCAUCUACGUGGAAGACAUGGGCCAUGCCGAGUCAGCAGCCGAAGGAGCUCACAUGAGUGUUUGGAUCAACCAAGAAUUGAAGAAACCGGACAAGCGCAAGUUUGUUCCGCACUGUCAGCUUCACGUGGAUCGGGCUUUACCUUGCGAUGCGGACGGAUGGAGGAUCGGGAUAGUCAAAGCGGAGGCACAAAAUUUGGCGCGGCAGUUGCAGGAAAUGCCUUCGAACCUGAUGACUCCUACCACCUUUGCACAGAAUGUUGUCCAAAUCUUGGCCAAUUCCGGUGUCAACGUAGAGGUGAAAGUCAAGAGUUGGGCAGAAGCGCAAGGUAUGACGUCAUUCCUGGCGGUUUCGAAGGGUUCCUGCCAACCGUCGAUUUUCCUGGAACUCAGUUACUACGGAGCCAGUGGUAAGGAAAAGCCGAUUGUGCUGGUUGGCCAGGGCAACACCUUCGACAGCGGUGGCAUCUGUGCCAAAUCGUGCCACAAUCUACAGAACAUGCGAGGAGAUAUGUCGGGGGCUGCCUGUGUAGUUGCUACGUGCCGUGCCAUUGCAUCUCUCAAGCUACCCGUGAAUAUUCGAGGCUUGAUUCCGCUGUGCGAACACAUGAUCGGAUGCAACGCCAUCAAACCUGGAGAUGUCGUCCCUGUUAAAAAUGGAAAGAGUAUCGAAGUCGUGGAUGCUGAUCGCGAGGGUCCAAUGGUGCUAGUCGACGCUUUGCUUUACGCUGAAAUCUUUGGACCGAAAUACAUUGUGGAUGUGGCGACUUCAUCGGAGCACGUGAUCGAUUCCUUCGGACGAGUGUGUAGCGCAGUUUACACGAAUUCGGAGCAGCUCUGGCAACGCAUCAAGAACGCUGGUGUCCACACGGGGGAUCGACUCUGGAGACUCCCUUUGUGGGAUUACUUCACGCAGCAAGUUUGUUCGGCCGAGCAUGUCGAUGUACAAAAUGUAGGACGCGGUGUGGGUGGAGAAUCGUGCUGCCAGGCUGCUUUCCUGCGGGAAUUUUUACCCUGUGGCCAAUGGAUGCACAUUGAUGCCCACAACGUGAUGACGACAAAAGGAAUCGAUUAUCCGUAUCUGCGAGCAGGAAUGGCUGGCCGACCAACAAGAACCCUCAUCGAGUUUAUCGCCCAAGGGGUUUGCAAGCAAACCGACAUGUGCGUACAGAAAACUGCAGAGAAAAAUUAGAAUUGAGGCCUUCUAAAACUAUUUAUUUUUAAAUCCUAUUGAAAUACAACCGCUUAAACCAUGAAAA
Aedes aegypti (yellow fever mosquito) is the source of this 1853-nucleotide messenger RNA. Its product is annotated as cytosol aminopeptidase-like. Gene Ontology annotation, molecular function: metalloaminopeptidase activity; manganese ion binding. The record is from RefSeq and is a predicted model, not a curated record. The coding region runs from base 164 to 1786 and encodes 540 amino acids. Gene Ontology annotation, biological process: proteolysis. Gene Ontology annotation, cellular component: cytoplasm. The transcript has 2 exons. Lineage: Eukaryota; Metazoa; Arthropoda; Insecta; Diptera; Culicidae.